GCGGAAACGUGACCGCCGCCAGCUCGUCGUGUCCGAGUCCGGUGGCUGCUCGACGUUCCAGUCACCAAAAUUUCUACGACGCGACGUGCUCUCCUCGUCGCCAGUCUCCUCAUCCGUGCAGCUACCUCUGAGGGCCUUGCUAGUGUCUUGCUGGGAUGUCGGCCGCAUUCGAUCGUCAAAUUCGCCCCAUCUAUGAGGCACUUGACACGGGCUCGAACAAGUCGGCCAUUCUAGCGUGCAACAAGUUGCUCAAGAAGCAUCCCAAGAACGACCUAGUCAAGGCCCUGAAAGCUCUGGCCCUCGUACGCUCGCAAAAGGUAGAAGAGUCGCUUGUGGUGUGCGAUGAGGUCCUUGCAACAAAACCCACGGACGAGUCUACCCUCGCCGCCAUGAUGCACGUACUCCGGGGACUGGGGCGACACACCGAUAUGGUUACUAUGUAUGAGGACGCAUACAAGCAGCAGCCCACAAACGAGGAGCUGGGUUCGCAGGCGUUCAUGGCCAACGUCCGCAUAGGAAACUGGAAGGCCGCUCAACAGAUCGCCACGAAGUUGCACAAACAGUUCCGCGACGACCAUUACCUGUACUGGAGCGUGAUGAGCGCUGUGCUACAGGCUAGCGACCCUACGACGCCUCCAGGUAUCCGCCCCGUCCUCUUCAAGCUCGCUCACCGACUAGUCGUGUCGGCUACCACCCCAUCAUUCUACAAUGCCGAUCGCUUCUACCUCCACCUCAUGAUCUUACGCGAACUAGAACUGUACGAUGAAGCAUACGAACUGCUGAACAACGACAUCGGCAAGGCCAUAUGCGCGUCUAGCUUGACCGUUGAUGAGCUCAGACGAGACAUCUGGAGACUAAAAGGCCUCACCGGGGAGGAGGGCGCACGAGCAAAGGCCCGGAUCACGGAGGCGAAAGACAGGAACUGGCUCGAGUUCCUCGCUGUCCUUGACGCGACGUUCGCGGGUUCGCAAGACGAUGUUCGCAGCCAAAUUGAGGAGUCACGAACACUGUUCGAUCAAAUAGCAAAAGAUGAUGGGAAGUCAGACCGGUCAGGACGUUUGGCUUUGCUCGAGCUCGAGAAGCGCGCCGUGGCCCACGGGAUGUCAACGAGCACCGCACAUAUUACUGAGCUUCUCCAACACUACUUCACCACAUUCGGCGACAAGCUUGUCUGCUUCGAAGACCUUCGGCCGUACGUUCAUAUAGAAGGGGACGCGCUGGCGGAAUGGACGAACUUCCUCAAAGCUCAGUCCUCAUCAUUCACGUCGAUCGAUGUCCUCAAUCACUUCAUCAAUGCGCAAAAGCUGCUACGGUAUAAUCUAUCAGCGGCUAAGGUCACGGCGGAAUCAGAAACAGCACGCGCCGUGCUGUACCUUCAGUCUUACCACGAUGCGCUCACGCUCGGGAAGGAUCUUCCGGACUCCGAACUGCAGCCAGCGGACGACCUCGCCCUUCUAUGCGGUCAGGCAUUCGUCGGUGCAUGGAGGGCGGGCAGAGAUGCCACGCAUCUGUACAAUGCUGUGUCAGUGCUGGAGUAUGCGUCUUCAAGAAGUAAACAAUCGUACAAAAUCCGCCUUCUCCUGAUUAGGAUAUACCGUUUGCUGGGCGCGCCUUCACUGGCUUUGGAGCACUACCGGGGGAUCAAUGUGAAGCAGAUCCAGAACGACACGCUUUCUCAUCUGAUUAUGACGAGGGCGACGCUGUUUUCCUUGUCGUCCGUUGGCGACCUGACAUACUCUUCCGAAGCUCUCGAGUCAAGCCAGAUCUACAUCAGCAACUCACAAGAGACUGCGGAAUACACUGUCAGGGCAUUUGCGGGCGAGAAGUAUUCCCAGCUUCCCGAGUUCAUCCUCUUCGAAGAACGUCUGGACAAUUCGCUCCAACGAGACCUCACCAAGGUCGAGCACGUCAGGAUGCGGAUUACCCAUGAACCCCUUAUUUCGGACCUCGUCGACAUGGAAUUGAUUGAACUGAAGUUCAUCUUCGAUCGAUUCCACCACGACAACCGAGACUUCGACGUCAUCCCCAACUAUCAGCCUCGCAGCGGUCUCUCGUUCCAUGAGCAGACGCUGUUGUUCGACAAGCAACCAGGGUUAGGCUGGCUUGCAACCUACCUGAGGAUCUACAUCAAGAUCUUCCAGUCUGCGAGCGACCUUGAUGACACCGUCGAGGACAAGCUGCUUAUCGGGGACCGACCGAAGCCCAGUGUAGACCCUGACACCAAGUUGCCUCUCAAAGAGCGAUUAGCCAUGCGAAAGCAAGAAGAGAUCGACGAGCUGACUCCAGAAGAGCUGUUGUUCCUGGAGUAUGCGACCGCCUUGUCAGACUGGCUUUCUCCAUUCCAUGACUACAUCCGACCGCCACCGGCUGCCGUCCUUGCCGAGGCAGCGAAGCAGACCGAGCUGAAGACGGGCUUCCCGCUGAAGGGUUACGAGCCACCCAAGAAUGGCACUGUCACGAACGGGCAUGCCAAGAAGGCUGAGGAGCCGCCGACUCUUGUAGACGCUCCGGAGCUUGUCAACAAGUUCUUCGAUGACAUGAGUGCGCGCUUCAAGGAGGCUCUCGAUGCUGGCAGUCUACCGCCAGAGCUGCUGCAGAUUGUGACCUUGACGCAGGAGGGUCUUCUCGUCCUUGCCCUUGGGUCACAACGUUUCAAGCCUGCUGCCGUCAUCAAGCAGUACAGGCUAGGGGCUAUGGUACAGAUCUUCAAGGACAUCCGGGCGAAAGCCAUCGCGGUCCUUGAGGAGAUGUCGGCAGCUUUGGUCAAGCUUGCGGAAGAGGGCGCAACGAUCGACAGCCGGAAAGCGUUCGUCGAAGCGUGCAAGCCCGUAUGGGGACCAGCAGGACUUCUGGACCAUGACUUCGUGUCGACCAUUUCCAAGAAGGUCACCGAAUCGCGAAAACAGGUGCUGGACGGCGUCGGGAAAGGCGUGGUCCGAGUAUGCAAAAGCCAUGCAUGAUAUUGUACAUGCCUCCGCUUUUCAGCGAUGGUGUUCUCUCUGGGCAUAUCCAUCAUGUAACUAUCGCGCAUUUGGUAUCACCACUCAUAGACGUCUGUUGUGUCGGUGCGUCGGCUGCCUCAGUCGACCAAGCCUCGCGUGCCCAUGAGUGAUUCAGGCGUCCUAAGAAUUAAGUAGCUAGUUGUAUGUAUAUUGUCGGUGUAGGUGCUCGCGGAAGGGGUCGGCAGGUGAAUUGAGUAUUAUGUAAUAUCU
Rhodofomes roseus is the source of this 3212-nucleotide messenger RNA. Its product is annotated as actin cytoskeleton organization protein. Gene Ontology annotation, biological process: N-terminal peptidyl-methionine acetylation. NCBI's taxonomy places the organism in Eukaryota, Fungi, Basidiomycota, Agaricomycetes, Polyporales, Fomitopsidaceae. Gene Ontology annotation, molecular function: protein-N-terminal amino-acid acetyltransferase activity; protein binding. Gene Ontology annotation, cellular component: cytoplasm; NatB complex. Bases 156 to 2960 code for a protein of 934 amino acids. The record is from RefSeq and is a predicted model, not a curated record. The transcript is spliced from 19 exons.